CGUCGCAUGAGAGUGGCCAGAGAUCCUUGGAAGCACUGGUGAUUUCAAUACGUCCCCAAAUUCUUUGUGUGUACAUUCUCCUUAUUUUCUUAUAACAACGAUUCCUCAUAUACAGACUACUUUUUGGAAGUUUGCCACAUCAUGAAUCGGCCAGGACCAGGCCCACAACCGCUCCGGGGUAUGUCUGGAUUCCCCGCACAGCAACAAGCACAAGCUCGGAAUGCGACAUUGGCAUCGACGCGCUUGCCAAACGGGAAACUAGGGAGCGGUGCUGCUUGGAAUUUCAACUUGCCCGUGGGUGGAACCCCAGGGAUUCAAAAUAACCAGCAGCGCAAUAUGGGCAAUAUUGGGUCUUUCGCACAGAGUCUCAGUGGAUCGCAACCCGCUACACCUCUUGAUUUGUCCGAUUUUCCUUCAUUAUCCGGCGCACCUCCACAGUCUCAGGCUCAAAAUCCGGGACAUUUAGUAUGGGCGAAUGCCAGCCAACGAGCAUUGCAACAGACCCCUGUCCAAAGGCAGCAACACCCCACGUCUCAAGCACCUUCGCGACCGCUUCAAACACAAUCACUUUCUCAACAACAGUCCCAACCCUCGCACGAUGACGUAUUUCCCUCUGGAGCCCAAUUCGCCAAUCGGCUUGAUGACUAUAGAAACGGUGGGCAGGGCAUCAGUGGUCAGUUAAGCACGGGCGCGCAACCACAAACAGGCAAUAUCGAGGAAUUUCCUCCGCUGGGACGGAAUGCUGCGGCAGAGCUUGGUCAAGACCGUAGGGGCUCCUUAAUGCAAAGUGCGGGAUUUGGCAGCUACAGCGCUGGCCUACCACUCACGGGCGCAAGUCAAGCCCAGUCUGCGCAGAAUCGCAACGUGAUCUCAGCGUCAAUAAACGGACAGGAAAGAAUCAUGUCGCCUGCCAACGCGGGGCCAGGAAGUAUUGGAACUUCACGAUCGCCUGUCAAUCAAGCGUCCAAUGGGAUUGUCGGUCAAGAGAAAGAGGACUUGAGCACCGCCGUGUUGUCAACUCAGCGCAGCUUCACCGAACCACAGCCUAUCUCUGGGGACGCACCAGAGCCUUCUGGAGCUGUCCAAAGUGCUGAGCAACCGCCAUUAGGCGAGAUGAGCGAGCUCGAUAAAUUUGGUCUGGCAGGCCUCUUGCGGAUGAUCCACAGUGAUAGCCCAGAUAUCGCGAGUCUUGCAGUAGGUCAGGACCUGAUGACAUUAGGCUUGGAUUUGAACCAACCGGAGCCCUUACAUACGACUUUCGCUUCACCUUUCGUUGCAUCCAUGGCGGGUGUGCCCCUAGAGCAGGACUUUUCCCUACCCUCUUGUUACAACGUUGCCAAUAUCCAGCCACUCCAAUCUCGUAUUGCCAGCUUUAGCGACGAGACACUGUUCUACAUUUUUUACAGCAUGCCGCGGGAUAUUAUGCAAGAAGUAGUUGCAGAAGAAUUGAUGGGUCGCAAGUGGAGAUAUCAUAAGAUUGAGAGGUGUUGGCUUACCCGUGAUGAGACAUAUCCCGGCCCUGUCGAUGUUGAGCGCGGUGUCAGUGAACGAGGUAUAUACCUUAUCUGGGACCCUGCCAGCUGGAAAAAGAUCAGACGCGAGUUUAUUCUCCGGUAUGAAGAUCUUGACAACAGAAUGGAUCCCAACAGAGGACUCGCACGCGUUGGAUUUCCACAACAUGGUUCAUGAAUAUCCCAGAGGAGCACAAUGAUGGAUUCAGCAACGGCGUUGGGCUCUUCCCAGUUUCCUAUGGUUGCUCCGGGCUGCCAGUGACCCAUAGCUGUUCUCAGGGCAUAUGUGGUCAAUAAGGAAAUGGGAUAUGCGUUAAAGAAAAUGACUAUCAUGAUCUUGUCACUCUUUGCACCUUUAAGCAGAUAAGCCAAUGCUGGCACUGAAUACCUAUGACUCGAGCGUAAUAUAGUCAUGCAUAUUCAUCUAAUCAUGAACC
Aspergillus alliaceus is the source of this 1948-nucleotide messenger RNA. Its product is annotated as NOT2/NOT3/NOT5 family protein. Gene Ontology annotation, cellular component: CCR4-NOT core complex; P-body. The transcript is spliced from 8 exons. Lineage: Eukaryota; Fungi; Ascomycota; Eurotiomycetes; Eurotiales; Aspergillaceae. Gene Ontology annotation, biological process: nuclear-transcribed mRNA poly(A) tail shortening; regulation of DNA-templated transcription. The record is from RefSeq and is a predicted model, not a curated record. Bases 142 to 1689 code for a protein of 515 amino acids.